Molecule: messenger RNA, 651 nt
Organism: Sphenostylis stenocarpa
Lineage: Eukaryota; Viridiplantae; Streptophyta; Magnoliopsida; Fabales; Fabaceae
Source: the annotation of a GenBank genome assembly
AUGGCAACAGUUAUUCAAGAUGUCAAAAAGGGAGAAAACCGUAUGAGAGUAGAAGCUGUAGCGUCCAAGUGCGUUGUGUUACAUUACAUGUGGACAAUAAAGCAGCUGAUUAGAGAACUAGGAACCAUGAAAAGUCCACAUAAACUAAUUGAUUUGUACGUCAACAUAAUCAGCAGAAACUUCACAAUCGCUGGGUUGUUGCAAAAUAUAAAUGUGAGUGAUGAGGCGGUCAUAAAAGAUGGGGAGAAAAGCAAAUCAAGCUCCAACAAGGCAUACAUACCAAAUGGGUACCAAACCAACGUGUAUAUUUGCAGGGAGAAACAGGUGAUGCGGAAGCGCACGCUGAGACCUACGGCGAAGGAAAGUGGCGACAGAAAGAGAAAAGACCCCUUUGAGCAAAAUUUUAAGGGUACAAAGAAUUUUCAAGGAAGCAAACCGAAAUAUUCAUUUGCACAUAAGAUUUGGAUCAAACCACUGAGAAAUAAGUUAUGUGUGAGUUUGAAGGCAUAUAAGACUGUGGAAGAAGAGCGAAGGUGGAAUAGUGAUAAAUUAAAAAGCAUUGACAUUUCAGAACAGAAUAGUACAGAAGAACUCUGUAGCACAAGUAACGAAAUACGUAAGAAGGGCAUGCUGAAGAGUAGGCAUGUUUAA